AUGGUAACGUAGCUAGUACCAUGCACACUGCGGAGCUUCCAAAUCCCACACAUACUCUUGUAGCCAAUAGCCAGCAGCCUAGUACCAUUAUAUAUUCCGUACAUGCGAAGCACUGGUUAGAGGCUUAGAGCUCUGCAGGGAGCGUCCAUGGCUGCUCCUCCUAGUCCUCGGCCACACGUCAUGGUGCUGCCCUUCCCCGCACAGGGCCACGUCAUGCCUCUCAUGGAGCUCUCCCACCGGCUCGUCGACCACGGGCUCCAGGUCGACUUCGUGAACACGGACUUCAACCACGACCGCGUCCUCAACGCCAUGGCAACCGAGACGGGAGCCGUCCCCGACGGCAUCCACAUGGUCUCGUUCCCGGACGGCAUGGGCCCCGACGGCGAUCGUACCGACAUCGCCAUGCUGGCCGACGGCUUGCCGGCCGCCAUGCUCGCCUCCCUCGAGGAAAUGAUCAGGUCCAAGAAGAUCAAGUGGCUGAUCGCCGAUGUGUCCAUGUGCUGGGCGCUGGAGCUGGCCGUCACGGCGGGUGUCCGUGUCGCCUUGUUCUCGACCUUCUCCGCCGCCGUGUUCCUGCUCCGGCUACACAUUCCCAAGCUGAUCGAGGACGGUAUCAUCGACGUAUGUGGGAAAGUGACGAGGAACGAGACUAUCCAGCUGAGCCCGAUGAUGCCGCCAAUCGAGGCGACCGAGAUCCCGUGGACAAGCAUGGACAGCUCGCCGGACAGGAUCGAGGUGAUCAUAAAGAACGUGCUAAAGACCAAUCCGGCCGUAUCACAGGCUGCCACUGUCAUCUGCAACACGUUCGAGGAGAUCGAAUCGGAGGCGCUCGACCUGGUCCCGAACUCGCUGCCCGUUGGCCCGCUGGAAGCGCCGCCUGCGUCGAGUUCGUCGGCGACUGGGCAGUUCUGGCCCGAGGACAUGACGUGUCUUGCCUGGCUCGACGCGCAGGCCCGCAACUCGGUCAUCUACGUGGCUUUCGGGAGCUUCACCGUCUUCAACGCGACACGGUUCCAGGAGCUCGCCGACGGGCUGGAGCUCACUGGCAGGCCCUUUCUGUGGGCGGUCCGGCCGAACUUCACCGACGGGGUGGUCGGCGAGGGAUGGCUCGACGCGUUCAAGCGCAGGGUCGAGGGCAAGGGGCUGGUCGUCGGCUGGGCGCCACAGCAGCGCGUCCUCUCGCAUCCCUCCGUGGCCUGCUUCGUAUCUCACUGCGGAUGGAACUCCACCAUGGAAGGGCUGCGGAACGGCGUGCCUUUCCUGUGCUGGCCUUACUUCGCCGACCAGUUCAGCAACCAGAGCUACGUAUGCAACGUAUGGGGCACGGGCAUGAAGCUCCGCGCCGACGAACAUGAGGUAGUCACCAAGGAGGAGAUCAAGGGCAAGGUCGAGCAGCUGCUGGGCGACGAGGAGAUCAAGGUGAGGGCAGCCAUGUGGAAGGACAAGGCGUGCGCAAGCAUUGCCGAGGGAGGAUCAUCACACCAGAACCUCCUCAAGCUUGUGAAUUUGCUAAGAGAACAAUAAUCUUCACAGGACAAACUACUACUAUUCUUUUAAUAAUUCGGAAAAAAACUAUUCUUUCAAUAAAUUAUAUAUUUCCCACUCGACUGAAAUAACGGUUACUCUUAAAUGGACAAUCUGGAAUGCUGAUUCUUGUA
This is a messenger RNA of Lolium perenne, 1658 nucleotides long. RefSeq names its product UDP-glycosyltransferase 83A1. Gene Ontology annotation, molecular function: quercetin 7-O-glucosyltransferase activity; quercetin 3-O-glucosyltransferase activity. The record is from RefSeq and is a predicted model, not a curated record. Lineage: Eukaryota; Viridiplantae; Streptophyta; Magnoliopsida; Poales; Poaceae.